AUGCGACUACUCCAGCAUAAUUGCCGCAAGACCUAUGCAGUCACUGUUGCGGCUCUGGAGGCAGGGCUGGAGCUAGGGGUGGGACUAGCAUGCCUACAGGAACCCUAUAUUGAUACGGAGUUCCGACAUGGAGGAUACCAGAUAUAUUGGCCGGAAUCAGGAUCUCGUCGAGACCGGCGAGUGGCGGUUGCGAUCCGGCGGGACCUAGUAAGUAAGGUGAUUGUAGAAGCCCGAACAGACCUCCUUGACCACCCAUACCUGAUGGCAAUGGAUAUAUGGGAGCUGAAUCGGGCCCGAGAGAAAGUACGAAGGACCCGAAUUGUCAACUGCUAUGACAACUGGCUGGGAAUCAGCCAUUGUUGGCAUGGGGGGAAUGAGAGACAGAGGAGAGCACUAGAGGAUGGGCAAUGGGACCAGGUGAUUGAGGGAAGAUGCCUGCUUGUCGGAGAUUUCAACGCUCAUAGCCCACUGUGGAACCCUCUUGCGAGAGCCCGAGUGAACGCUGGGCCAUUGGAGGACCUGAUAGAUGAAGCAGGCCUCUAUGUCAACAAUGAACUGGGAGUUCCCACUCGACCAAAAAGAACCCCAGGGAUCUCGAUUAUCGACUUGGCUCUAACCACGGUUAGUAUGGGGCCUCUGGAAACAUGGACGAUCGACCAAGGACACCCAACCGGCUCAGAUCAUGAACGGAAACAUGGACGAUCGACCAAGGACACCCAACCGGCUCAGAUCAUGAACUGA
Messenger RNA from Aspergillus ruber CBS 135680, 741 nucleotides. RefSeq lists its product as uncharacterized. The coding region runs from base 1 to 741 and encodes 246 amino acids. The transcript has a single exon. Gene Ontology annotation, molecular function: catalytic activity. The record is from RefSeq and is a predicted model, not a curated record. NCBI's taxonomy places the organism in Eukaryota, Fungi, Ascomycota, Eurotiomycetes, Eurotiales, Aspergillaceae.